AAUUCCUACUUCCUGAAACUGAUGCCAUUUAUGAGAAACAGUGUAUUUCAGAGAGGCUGUACCAGAAUUCACUCUGCUCCGAGUUAGAUUUGCUGGUCUUAAAGUAUUUUUCCUCUUCAAGAUAAAAGAAGUUCUUCUAAAUCAGGAAUGGAUUGAAAUCCAAUGAACUCAAACUUUGGGUACUUCGGCCUUCAAGGGGCUCCUUUAUUGAGAAUCAAUGUCUUCUCCUAGGUAAUUGAUCACCCUAGACCCAGGGACACCCAAUUCAUCGUAAUCAUCAUGAAUAAUCAAAAAGCAGUAGCCGCGCUACUGCAAGAGUGCAAGCAAGUGCUGGACCAGCUCUUGUUGGAAGGGCCAGAUGUGUCGGAAGAGGACAAGAGCGAGGACCAGCGCUGCAGAGCUUCACUCCCCGGCGAGUUAAGGACCCUGAUCCAGGAGGCAAAGGAAAUGAAGUGGCCCUUCGUGCCUGAAAAGUGGCAGUACAAACAAGCCGUGGCCCCAGAGGACAAAACAAACCUGAAGGAUGUGAUUGGCGCCAGGUUGCAGCAGUUACUGGCGUCCCUGAGGGCCUCCAUCCUCGCUCGGGACUGUGCGGCUGCGGCAGCUAUUGUGUUCUUGGUGGACCGGUUCCUGUAUGGGCUCGACGUUUCUGGAAAACUUCUGCAGGUCGCCAAAGGUCUCCACAAGUUGCAGCCAACCACGCCAAUUGCCCCGCAGGUGGUUAUUCGCCAAGCCCGAAUCUCCAUGAACUCAGGAAAACUUUUAAAAGCAGAGUAUAUUCUGAGCAGUCUAAUAAGCAACAAUGGAGCAACGGGUACCUGGCUGUACAGAAAUGAAAGUGACAAGGUCCUGGUGCAGUCGGUCUGUAUACAGAUCAGAGGGCAGAUUCUGCAAAAGCUAGGGAUGUGGUAUGAAGCAGCAGAGUUAAUAUGGGCCUCCAUCGUAGGAUAUUUGUCACUUCCUCAGCCGGAUAAAAAGGGCCUCUCCACGUCAUUAGGUAUACUGGCAGACAUCUUUGUUUCCAUGAGCAAGAAUGAUUAUGAAAAGUUUAAAAACAAUCCACAAAUUAAUUUGAGCCUGCUGAAGGAGUUUGACCACCAUGUGCUGUCCGCCGCAGAAGCCUGCAAGCUGGCAGCUGCCUUCAGUGCCUACACGCCACUCUUCGUGCUCACAGCUGUGAAUAUCCGUGGCACGUGCUUAUUGUCAUAUAGUAGUUCAAAUGACUGUCCUCCAGAAAUGAAAAACUUUUAUCUGUGUGAAGCCAAAGAGGCCUUUGAGAUUGGCCUUCUCACCAAGAGAGAUGAUGAGCCUGUUACUGGAAAACAGGAGCUUCACAGCUUUGUCAAAGCUGCUUUUGGUCUCACCACAGUGCACAGAAGGCUCCAUGGGGAGACAGGGACAGUCCAUGCAGCAAUUCAGCUCUGUAAGGAAGCGAUGGGGAAGCUGUACAAUUUCAGCACUUCCUCCAGAAGUCAGGACAGAGAAGCCCUGUCUCAAGAAAUUAUGUCUGUGAUUGCCCAGGUGAAGGAACAUUUACAAGUUCAAAGCUUCUCAAAUUUAGAUGACAGAUCUUAUGUUCCAGAGAGUUUCAAGUGCAGGUUGGAUAAACUUAUCUUGCAUGGGCAAGUGGAUUUCCAAAAAAUCCUUGACACCUAUUCACAGCACCAUACUUCGGUGUGUGAAGUAUUUGAAAGUGAUUGUGGAAACAACAAAAAUGAACAGAAAGGUGCAAAAACAGGAGUCUGUAUCACUGCUCUAAAAACAGAAACAAAAAAUGUAGAUACUGUGAGUACUACUCAAGAAAAGCCACAUUGUCAAAGAGACACAGGAAUAUCUUCCUCUCUAAUGGCUAAGAAUGUUCAGAGGGAACUCAGAAGGGGAGGAAGGAGAAACUGGACCCAUUCUGACGUAUUUCGAGUCUCCUUGGAUCAAGAUGUAGAGACUGAGACUGAGCCAUCGGACUACAGCAAUGGUGGGGGAGCUGUUUUCAACAAGUCUCUGAGUGGCAGCCAGAGCUCCAGUGCUUGGAGCAACUUAUCAGGGUUUAGUUCCUCUGCAAGCUGGGAGGAAGUGAAUUAUCAUGUUGAUGACAGGUCAGCCAGAAAAGAGCCUGGCAAAGAACAUCUGGUGGACACUCAGUGUUCCACUGCCUUGUCUGAGGAGCUAGAGAAUGACAGGGAAAGCAGAGCUGUGCAUUCAUUGCGUUCAGAGCUUCAGGAUCUCUCUCUUCAGGAACCCAAAGAUGACAAUGCAGAGCCUUCUCAAAAUCAGCCGCAUGAACAGUUGCCCUUGACACCCUUCCCUCCUAAUAAUAUCCCAGGUACUUUCUUGGCCCCUGGUGCAGGGCUUCUAGAAGGAGCUCCAGAAGGUAUCCAGGAAGUCAGAAAUAUGGCACCCAGAAAUACUUCUGCUCACUCCAGACCCUCAUAUGGUUCUGCUUCUUGGUCUUCUGAUUCUGGUAGGCCCAAGAAUAUGGGCACACAUCCUUCAGUCCAAGAUGAAGAAGCCUUUGAAAUAAUUGAUGAGUUUCCAGAAACCAACUGUGAUGCGAAAGACAGGCAGGAGAAAGAGCAGGGAGAAGAAAUCGGUACAAGAGGCACAGGCCCUACAUUUAAAGCUAGUCCCUCCUGGGUUGACCCAGAAGGAGAAACAGCAGAAAGCACUGAAGAUGUACCCUUAGACUUUCACAGGGUCAUGCACAAUUCUCUGGGAAACAUUUCCAUGCUGCCAUAUAGCUCCUUCACCCCUAAUCGGCCUGUUCAAAAUUCUGACUCCAGAAAAAGUGGUGGUUCAGUCGCAGAGCAGGGCAUCGACCCUGAUGCCUCCACGGUGGAUGAGGAGGGGCAACUGCUCGACAGCACGGAUGUCCCCUGUACAAAUGGACUUGGCUCUCACAGACUGUGCACUCUGAGAGAGCUGCCUGGUCAGAGGGCUAAGACCCCCAAUUCCUCUGUAAACAGUAACAUCCUCUUCCCUGUCCUCAGCGAGGACUGCACUACCACAGAGGAAGGAAAUGAGCCUGGAAACGUGCCAAAUUACAGCCAGAACUCCAGUUCAUCCUCAGCGUGGUGGCUGAAAUCACCUGUGUUUUCCAGCGGUUCUUCUGAGGGGGACAGUCCUUGGUCCUAUCUGAAUUCCAGUGGGAGUUCUUGGGUUUCAUUGCCGGGAAAGACAAGGCAAGAGAUCCUUGAGGCUCGCACCUUGCAACCUGAUGACUUUGAAAAGCUCUUGGCAGGAGUGAGGCAUGAUUGGCUGUUUCAGAGACUAGAGAAUACGGGGAUUUUUAAGCCCAGCCAACUCCACCGAGCACAUACUGCUCUUUUGUUAAAAUAUUCAAAAAAGUCUGAACUGUGGACAGCCCAGGAAACUGCUGUCUAUUUGGGGGACUACUUGACUGUGAAGAAAAAAGGCAGACAAAGAAAUGCUUUUUGGGUUCAUCAUCUUCAUCAAGAAGAAAUUCUGGGGAGGUAUGUUGGGAAAGACUAUAAGGAGCAGAAGGGUCUCUGGCACCACUUUACUGAUGUAGAGCGGCAGAUGACCGCACAGCACUAUGUGACAGAAUUUAACAAGAGACUCUACGAACAAAACAUUCCCACGCAGAUAUUCUACAUCCCAUCCACAAUAUUACUGAUUUUAGAGGACAAGACAAUAAAGGGAUGUAUCAGUGUGGAACCUUACAUACUGGGAGAAUUUGUAAAAUUGUCAAAUAAUACGAAAGUGGUGAAAACAGAAUACAAAGCCACAGAAUAUGGCUUGGCCUAUGGCCAUUUUUCUUAUGAGUUUUCUAAUCAUAGAGAUGUUGUGGUCGAUUUACAAGGUUGGGUAACCGGUAAUGGAAAAGGACUCAUCUACCUCACAGAUCCCCAGAUUCACUCUGUUGAUCAGAAAGAUGUCACUACCAAUUUUGGAAAAAGAGGAAUUUUUUACUUCUUUAAUAACCAGCAUGUGGAAUGUAAUGAAAUCUGCCAUCGUCUUUCUUUGACUAGACCUUCAGUGGAGAAACCAUAUAAGUCAUAGGCUGUAUGGAUUGGUAAUGUGACAGACCUUAGUGAUGCUCUCAAAUAUCUGGUUCUUUCCUUCCAGGCACAUAGAAUAUGGCACAGUCUGGUCCUUUGGGGCUUAGGCAGGGCCGUGACACAGGUUCUGGCCAAUGAUUUGUGAGAGGAAUUGAUCAGUAUCACUUUUAAGUCCUGCAUUUAAUCAGCAGCACGAGAUCCUGCAGAGCCUCCUUCCCUCUGCCACAGUUACCAAGAAUGUGUCAGGAGACUGCUGCUUCUGGGCAUAAGUCCUGCAAGGAAAGCAACAUGGAAAACAGCCCCAACUCACCCAUAAGGGAUGCAAAGCACUGCUGAGAAAGGCAUGUGUUGUUUAAGCCAUUGAGAUGUUAGAGCUUUUUGUCACUAUCAAGACUGAUGCUACUGGGGCUUUUCCUA
Molecule: messenger RNA, 4433 nt
Organism: Mandrillus leucophaeus (drill)
Lineage: Eukaryota; Metazoa; Chordata; Mammalia; Primates; Cercopithecidae
Gene: ALPK1
Product: alpha-kinase 1
Exons: 15
Coding region: 280-4017 (1245 amino acids)
Biological process (GO): protein phosphorylation
Molecular function (GO): ATP binding; protein serine/threonine kinase activity
Source: RefSeq, a predicted model, not a curated record